Messenger RNA from Patiria miniata (bat star), 3403 nucleotides. RefSeq lists its product as uncharacterized. Bases 163 to 2199 code for a protein of 678 amino acids. Lineage: Eukaryota; Metazoa; Echinodermata; Asteroidea; Valvatida; Asterinidae. The transcript is spliced from 4 exons. The record is from RefSeq and is a predicted model, not a curated record. Gene Ontology annotation, molecular function: zinc ion binding.
CCGUGCAACUCGAGUCAUGGCAUAUGUAUGGUAAGGUAACUUCCUCCCGGCCCAGGCUUGAAACACCGGAGAGUUUUCGCUACAAUUUUUGUUGCUAAACAGUGACAAAGAUGCUCUCACUCACGCUCGAUUCCAGAAAAACGUGUCGUUAAUUUGUGUGAAAUGGCUAGUGGUUCAGAAGAAGAGGUUGUCCACAUCCCAUCACCUGAAUUGGGGAUCAAGUUCAACUCCUACGAGGAGGUGGAACGAUUCAUCCGGAUGCAUGAGGAGGCCAACUUUGUCAAGUUCCUCAAGCUGGACUCCCGAACGGUGGAGGGAUCACGCAAGCGACUGCCCAAGCGAUACCUGAGCGAUGAGCUCAAAUAUGCCACGGUGACCUUCGGCUGCAUCCAUCGGGGUCAUUACAAGAGUCAGUCCAAGGGACUGCGACCAAGACAGAAGACCCAACGGAUGGGAUGCCAAGCCAAGUUCAGGUUUUCAGCCACCCCUGACGGCAAGCAACUCUUCCUGGGGGCUUCGGUGACAAAGCACAACCACCCCCUCAAAGAGGCAAGCUUCAGGUCCCUCCCCCAAAAGAGAAAACUGAAUGACCAGGAGCGAGAGGAGGCCUGUGAAAUACUCCAGAAAAAAGGGAAGAGAUCGGCCCAGAAACACCUACAGGAGGCAACUGGCAAAGUACUUACUAUGAAAGACAUACACAACCUAGCCGCUUCAUCUCGGCAAAACUUGCUCUGCUACACCAACAUUAAGGAUAUCCUGGAUUAUUUGUCAAAGCUUGAGGAACAGACCAGCGUAAUUGAAGUAGUGACGAAUACGGACGGAAGGGUGGUUGGAAUCUACUACCAGGACCGGGAAAUGAUGAGAGUGUAUGCAUCUUUUCCCCAUUACCUUGUAGUUGAUGCUACGUGCAGGGAGAACAGCUUACGAAUGCCGCUGUACAUCAUGCUGGUUGAGGACAGCAACGGCGAGUACGAGAUCGUAGCUUACUUCACAGUGAUCGCAUCCAAUGCAGAAAGCAUCCGAGCCAUGAUGAUGAGAUUUAAGGAGCACAACCCCAAUUGGCCUUGCCUCCAGGUCAUCAUGGCUGACAAGGACUCCUCUACCAAGGUCUUGGUGGAGCAGUUCCCUGGUGCCUCUGUGCAGAUGUGCCUGUACCAGGUGCUGAGGAAGUUCAAGCAGGACACAUCUAAGAAGCAGCUUGGCCUGCAGAAGGAGGAGGAAGCAUUCUGCGAAAAGCUAAUGCGCAAGCUGGCAGCCUCCAAAUCAGAAGCAGCGUACAUGGAGAACUACAAGCAGCUCCUGAACACAGAACUUCAGACAAUGAUCAAGUACUACAACACCACCUGGCACAACAACCGACAAGAGUGGGUGGAGGGCCUCAAGUCCAGAAGUGUGGUCCUCAAGGAGGAGGAUCCCGACAAACUUACAGCAGUCAGUGAAAAGCUAAAGGCAGUGUUGAAGAACUCGCCGACCUCGAAACAGGUCAUGACUAACUUGAAGAGGGAAGUGGAGAGUCUGCGUGAGGAGCGAGACAAAACUGCGGCUGCUAUAAUAGCAGAGAAUGCUCCUAAGACCAAUCCAGACAACACCACAGUCAGUAAGUUUCAGCAGUACCUGACCCCCUUCGCACUGAAGUAUGUCCUGCGACAACUGAAGCUCAGCUGGAAGGUGAUAGCCAAGGCCAAUGUUGACAGCAAGUCCAUGGUCAUCAAGUCCAGCAAAGACAAGAUGAUAGUCUCCGUGGACAGCUGCGUCUGUCACCAAUGGCAAUCACUCUGCCUACCCUGCCGUCAUAUCUUCGCUGUCCGUCGCACCAAGGGCCUUCCCCUGUUUGACAAGGAAGUCAUUGGAUCCAGAUGGUCUCUUGAGUACUACAAGUCGUGUAGUCGGCUUUCAACUCAGAACACUGACACUGCUCGAAGCAUUGAUGCCCUGCAGAGACAACGGCUCCGUCUUCUGUCCCGCCACGAGAAAUACAUCCAGGUUUCUGAAAUCACCCAGCAGUUGGCAACUGUUGUGUCGGAGGCUCCAGCAGAACAAUUUGCAAGCCAACUGGAAGCCGUAAAAAAAAUGCUGACUUGCUUUCAGAACGGCUCUUCUGUCAACAUCAUAGAAGAGGUUGGACAGCACACAAUAGCCACUGAAGUAAUUACUGAGAGUUUCCCUUUUCAAGAGAAUAACAGGAUCGAAAGUUUGUAAGAGACACAUGGAAAAGGCGAUCUAGUUGCUGUGACCUCACAGACAACAGCUUUUUGAGAAGGUUGACAAAUCAGUUGAAUCUACUAUAUGUAGAAACGUUUGUUAGCAACACCUGCUUCAUAAACCUAUGCAAGAUGGGUUGAAUAUUUAUUUUACCAGGAGUCAGGCAAUCUCAGGUUCUGGGGUGUGAAAGGGUUGCAGAAUCACUCGUUGUUUGUUUGUUCCAUGCACCUGCUUCAAUUAAAGUACGCAGUAUUGGUUGAGAGUUGUCACCACAAUACAUGUACAUGUAAUGUGGAAAUUCAGGUCCAUGCACAUUUUCAGCAGUGUUUUUUCCUACUAUCAAUGGAAAAAAAAUCUCACAGUUUUGACAUUGUGCAGUUUUUGAUUAUGGUUGUGAUUUUCCCGGGAAUUACUUGAAACAUAUUUACUUGUUCUGUUAUCUAAGAUAGUGUGGCGAAAUUCUGAUUCUUCCUGAUUGUGACAGUCUAAAAAAAACCCAGACAAGCAUCAGUCCAGAUGGUCACUGGACGAUUAUUCGUUUGGAGACUGUCUUUCGCUACUUAAGGGAAGGGAGUUAAUUCCCCUUUGAGUCGCUUUUGUGCUCUUUUUAAAAAAAUAGCACACAAUUCAAGCUUUGGGGUGCAAAAUGCAUCAAAAUUACGGAUCAUGGAGUUGCAUUUCACUUCAACAGGAUAUUAUUUUAGGAACUAAAACAUUCCUGAAAAAUCGCUGUCUGACUGGUUUGCAGCAUUGGUAAUGUUGCAAGCAUUGUGAUUAUGGGUGUGAUGGCAUUAUUAUGGUUUAUGGCUUCUGACUAGCACCCUUGAACAAAGACAUUGACAAAAUGGGGAACCGCCAACAUAGGGCUGGAUAGCUCAGUUGGUAAAAGCACAAGAACGGCAAUCUGGAAAAUAAAGGUUCACAUCCCGCUCCAGUCAAUUUCCUUGUUCAACUUUGGAAAAAUGCAGUGAUGAAAGACAGGAUAGGAACACUUUUUAUCCGUCAAAUUGAGGAAUUCGUGUUUAGGAGGACCAUUUCAGAUGCCAUAGAAUAUCCCCGCUUUCCAAAUUGUUGCUCCAAAGUACACGCAACAACAUCCUCACUGGUACUGUUGUUCUUGAGCUAGCUGGAUUUGUGAAGUACAUUGUAUGGAUGUAAUAAAUAAUAAAGCUGAAAUUUACAGUUGAAAAAAAAAACACUG